AUGCCCGACAUACCCACCACUCCCCUCGGUUCUAACCCAUCGCCACCCAAGCCUUUCACCAGCUCUCAGCCCAUAUUUGGCUAUCAAGCUCGACUAUUACAACGUACUUCAUCUACAAAGACUUCCGGCACACCUAUCUCCGGCUCAUCCGGCCUGACCUCAUCCCUCGCCAACAUGGCCAUGGGACCACCAGCUCCUCCCAACGGUACUUCACCUCCUUCCACCCCCAUCACCCGCAGUGUCAAGCGUAUGGUAGCCGAGGGAAACCGGCAGAAUGGUCCUGAGUUCGCUACCCCUGGACUCCGAGGCUCUGCUGGAUUGUCAAAGACCCCUAGCUCCAUCUCAUCACAUACUAGAGGAUCACAGUCGGUCAGCUCUGUAAGGAACCAAUGGCAAGCUAAGAUCAACAAGCUUUCUACCACUCCAUUGUCCGAAGCAUCUUUACCUCCAAAUGGAAGCCAACAGACGCCAAAGUCGCUGAAACGGAGCACUUUCUCCCCUGAUCUCACCACUGGAAUGGGGUUCGCACUUUCGAAUAUAUCCACUCCGUCCUCUAUCAUUCCUAUCCGGACGGGCUCCUCGACGACUGACUCGGUACCGGAUGUAAACAAGUAUCAAAGUGAUUUCAUGGCUUCAAAAACCGCCAAACGCUCCACUGUGUUUGGCAUGGAAGGGAUCACUGCCUCUCCCAUUCCUACCCCGAUCGAACGUCCCUCGACACCACCGUCGAGCUCGAGUGUCAUAUCUGACCAAAGCCCGACAACAAGACAGCGACCGGCGUCCGUAUCAUCCUAUGCCUCGAUAUUGUCUCCACAUUCCACUGGUGAGAGUUCUGUCACAUCAGGUCGGACGCAAGCCCAGGAAGAGAAGCUAGCCGCUGCUAGGGCUAACGCCCUGAAGAGGCUUGAGGCGAGACGAAAAGCUCAAGCUGAAGCGGCUGGUGAGGGUAAUGCAACAAUGAAAGCCACGGCGUCACAGGACAUCCCAGCAGAGGUUACGAUUCGAGCAUCUCCCCCCGCAGCACCAAUCACCUCGACGCCUGAACCGACGGCCGUGAGGUCUUCUCCCUUUGCUCAUCUGUUCGAGCCUCCUUCGUCGAACACGGAGAAGACACCUACCAAACCAACUUUCCACUUCUCCGAGAAUGUCACCCCUACGUCCUCUCGUAGCUACAUCUCGCGGUCGACCGCUGCAUCUUCGACCACUCCUGCACCUUCGGCCGCACCUUCGUAUGUCCCCUCUGGUCUUUCCGUCCCAGCCGCUUCUUCCACUUCCUCUGGUCCCGGGUUGCUCGGAGGGAAAGAUAAAUACGGCUCUAUUAGUAAGACUGAUCGCCGACGUCUCGGACGACAUUUACCAAGGAUCGCAUCGGGCGGCGAGGGAUGGGACGAAGAGGUGGUUCCCGGGCAUAAAGACAUGUCGGAGAAGAGAAUUCCUUCUAGUCUGGGGAGGAAUGCAAUUGCUCCCUCUAAGACAGAGAAUACGCCGCCGAUCCCUACUCCUGACAGACCGUCCACAAGUGCCCCUUCCAGUAGGCCCAGGGCCAUGGACGUCCUGGCGCCCUCGACGACUACCAAUCAACCGAACACAGUUCCAUCACAAAGUGUUCCUUCGACACCAAGCAAACGACGAUCCGUAAUGGUUGCUGAGAAAUUGAAAGAGUCGCUUGCCUCCACACCCAGACCGGAGGUAGCCGGAGAGGAAAUGAAGGGUCUGAUGAGUGCGGUAGGAGCUUUAGGGGUGCGAGGACGAUCGAAGGAAGGUGGUGAGGGUGUAACAGGUAUGGCGAACCGAUUCCGCUUGUCCAAGUCCAGUCUUCCUCCGUCAGCAUCAUCCGCCGCCCUUGCGCCUGCUCCAUUGCCAUCGAGGAAGCUAGCACAAACGAACUGGAUGGAUCGCCAGCGACACGCACUUCAGGCAUAUGAGUAUCUGUGCCAUGUAGGGGAGGCGCAACAGUGGAUUGAGGGUUGUUUGGAUGAGGAGUUGGACUUUGGAGUGACCGAAAUGGAAGAAGGCCUCAGGGACGGUGUCGUCUUAGCCAAAUUGGCUCGAGUUUUCCUCGGAGAGAGUGCUGUCAAACACAUUUACACUGAUGGCAAGCAUCGAUAUAAACAGACUGAGAAUAUCAAUUACUUCCUUCGGUUGCUCCGGAGCGUCGGUAUGCCCGAGACGUUCAUUUUUGAGGUCACUGAUCUUUAUAACAAGCGGAACAUCCCCAAAGUCAUUUUCUGUAUCCAUGUACUGAGUCACCUUUUGUCCCGACUAGGAAGGGCAGAAAGAAUCGGAAAUCUCGUCGGGCAAUUCGAGUUCACUGAUGAACAACUCGCUGCGACACAGAAAGGCCUUCAGGGAGUUCCCAUGCCUAAUUUCGGGGACGUACGAAACACCCUUGCUAAAGAAGCCAGCUGGGAGCCAGAGGAACCGGAAGAGACGGAAGAUGAAAAGCGGGAUCGAGAAUUGAUAGAAUGUGAACCUUCGAUUAUCAACCUACAAAGCCAUCUAAGAGGUCGGCUGGCCCGCGCGAAGACUUCACGUAUUCGAACUCAGCUCGACUUGGCUCUACCGAUCAUCACUCGAAUACAGUCGCAAGCUCGCGGAUACCUUGCCCGCCAGAUUCUCAAAGCCGAACGCACCGAACGAUCUCAUCUCAGUUCAUGGGCGACUGGGCUACAAGCCAUUGUCAGAACGCGUAUCGCCACAACAAGGUGGCAACAGCGCAUUCUUUCUGUGCGUCGGAGCGAAGCAUCUGCAGUCGGUAUACAAGCUCAUGCUCGCGGAAUGCUUGCCAGGGUCCGACUAGCCACAAUCGAAAACGCUCUAGACAAAUCUUCUCGGCAUAUCGUCAAUCUUCAAGCUAUCUGUCGCGGCUGUCUCGCCCGUCGACGUCGAUCUGAGCAUCGUAGAGCCAUGUCUACUCCGGAGAUGGUCCAAACUAUCCGAUCACUCCAAGCUGUAUCGCGAGGAAGACUACAACGUCAAGCCGCUGCCCAACAACAGCUCAAGGUGCAUUCUCAAAUGCAGACAUUUCUGGCUUUCCAAAGCCAUCUCCGUGGCGCUUUGGUUCGACGUACUCGUCGUGCUCAUGAGGAGAAACUCGAUAAUGCCGCUGAUUACAUCGUAUCCAUCCAAGCGGUUUGUCGAGGUAUUCUAGCUCGCCGAAAGAAACAGUCCUUCAUAUCCACCGCUCAAACUGUCGCCCCUGCAAUAACUUCAUUACAAUCUGCUCUCCGUGCUCGUCUAGCUAAGCAAAGUCACCGUAACAUGCAAAAGGCACUUGCUAAGGUCGAAGUAGCCGGUUCAGUUGGAGGUCUCCAGGCUUUCUUACGUACCAAAUUGGCCAAACGACAAGCUACCGAACAGAAAAAACAACUUGAAUUUGUUCAACCUGAUGUGAUCGGUUUCCAAGCUAUAGCUCGAGGAUAUUUAGCUCGUCAAGAAUACCGAGAAUGGCGAGAUUAUCUCUUUGACCCUCAUACACAAGGUGCACUCGUGUUCCUGCAAUCACUCAUCCGAGGAUUUUUAGCUAGGAGACGAUUAUACCUCCGAACUUCUUACAUUCACUCGAGGAUCGAUUCCAUUGUUAAAAUUCAAGCUUUAUGGAGAGGGAGAACUGAACGACAAAUGUAUCAUCGUCUUCUUACUGGUAUGGAGGUAGAUGUUCCAACUAUUCAAAAUUACAUGCACUUGCUAAACGAUACGGAAUCUGAUUUCCGAGAUCAGAUAAGGACGGAUCUACUACGGAAACAAGUAGUAGAGCUCAUAAGGGAGAAUCAAAUAUUAGAGACGGACGUGAAAGAUUUGGAUACGAAAAUAGCUUUGAUAGUUAAUAACAAGAUGACUUUCGAAGAACUUGCCAGAGCUAAGAGAAGGGCGGGACAAGGACAACAAGAACAAAUUUGGCAUCAAACUAAUAUGGAUCCAUUUGGAGGUGGAGCUCAUCUGGAUAAAGGUAGUCAAAGGAAAUUAGAAUUGUAUGAAGGAUUGUUUUUCUUGUUGCAGACAAAAGCGGAAUAUUUGAGUAGGUUGAUAAGGGGUUUGAAAGGAGACGAAGUGGAGAAAGAUAGGAAGAUGGUAGAAGGGGUCGUGUUGGUUUUGUUCGGAUAUGAGAGAAGAGAAGAGUACUUGUUCCAUAAACUUCUUCAGCUGGCGGUACACGAAGAAAUCCUACUCUCCACCACAUUGUCCGAACUUGCCGAACAUCGAUUACCCAUAGUCUCAGUGACUAAACAAUAUGCCAAACCCAGUGUCACUCCUUACGUUCAAGAAAUCAUGUCUGAACAUAUCCUCAGAGUGGUCCAAGCUCAAGAUCUUGACUUGUGUACUGAUCCAUUGGAAAUAUACAAUAGGUCGAUUAAUGCUGAAGAGUCUCAAACGGGAUUACCAUCUCCACGUCCGAGGGAUUUGAAUGCGGAUCAAGUGUUACAGAUUGAUGCUCCUGCUCGUGCUGAGUAUAUACAACAUCUACAGGAACUUCGUUUCCUUUGCGAUCGGUUGAUCAAGGGUUUAGUGGCUUCAACAGUUCAUGUUCCAUAUACUAUCCGUCUACUCGCUCGAGAGUCUUUGUUAGCUCUUAGAGUUAAAUAUCCUGAUGCUUUCGACCAUGAACUCACGCCUGUCGUGGCUAAGACUGUGAUUUUACCCUUUUUGUUACCGGCUAUAAUCGCCCCGGAAACGUUCGGGAUCCUCGACACACCAAUCGGCGCCAUUGAAAGACGUAACCUUGCUGCAAUCGCCAGUCUGGUCACUCAUGUUGCCAGUCAAGACCUUUCGAGUUCUACGAAAGAUCGUUUCAUUCGUGUGCCCCUUCAGGAAUAUAUUAGAGCGGACGGAGAGGUUUUCAGGGACUGGAUCAUGGAGCUCGCUUCUGUUGAGCCACUCGAAACAUACUUCCAGACUCAUGAACUGUUCGAAUCGGCUCUAGAGGCGAAGCCCAUCUCCAUCACUCGCAGUGAAAUAUACGGUAUGCUCGGUGUGAUGGUAAGACAUCUUGCCAUUGUGUCUGGAGGGAAGACUGCGGAUCCCGUUGCAAAGAUAUUGGACGAAUUAGAAGGACCUCCGUUGGAAUAUGAUAAAAGUAAAAUUCCUAUCAGUUUGAGAUUGACCAAUCGUCUGGCUCAACUACAAUCAAAUGAUGAUGAUGCUCCUGGUAAAGAAGACUGGGUGCAGGCUAAACGACAUGUUCUAGCUGUUCUUCGUAUUCAAUCGGGUCGGACAUUAUUCGAUGUCCUCGUCGCUCGACCGGAACAGAUACAUGAGCAAAUGUGGAUUCAAGAGGUUCAUAGAGAUAUGGCAUUGGAGACUGCUCGUCAAGGGACGCAUCAAUUACCGCCGACGCCGGUGGAGAAGGAAUAUCAAAUUGAGAGUAUACGAUCACUCCCCUUCCAUGAAGUCAAAUGCCGUGCGAUAGAAUUCUGCAUGCGACUCGAAUCCCUAGGUCGAUUGUCCCGUGCGGACGCUUUCCAAGGUUUGUUAGUCAGCAUAGCUGGCGAUAUCCGACAAAAACAUCAUCUACGUAAAAUGCAAAAACAAUCUCUUGUGGCUAUGACACGAGCAUAUGAAGAUUUGUCGGCAAAGAAGAGGAAGUUCGAAGAACAGAUUAAAAGUUAUCAUGAUUAUAUCGAUUCGUCAAUGGCGAGUUUACAAGCUAAAGGAAAGAAAAAACCUACAUUCUUAUCGAAACAAUACCGUCAUCAAAGACACGAAGCUAAACUUGGCAAGAAAUCACGUUUCGGUUCUUACGCUUACACCGCUACUGAAUUAUACGACCGUGGUAUCUUAUUAGCCAUCGAUCAAUUCUCUCCUAGACAAUACGAUAAAGUCACACUUGUCAUAGCUUCAGACGAAGUUGGAGUUUUCAGUCUUGAAAUGGCCAGUUCGGCAAGUGCGGCAUCUAGUACUUUGAUAGGACAUGAAGAAUUGAGAAUGGAAGAUUUGUUACAAGCUCAAUUCGAUAAUGAACAAAGUUUGUUGUUAUUUGAUGGAAUGGCGACUUUUAGUAUAAACAUGCUCAUACAUCAAAUCAACAAGAGUGAGUUUCUUUUUUUACGUCGUAUUUGA
This is a messenger RNA of Tremella mesenterica DSM 1558, 6057 nucleotides long. RefSeq lists its product as uncharacterized. The transcript has 15 exons. Gene Ontology annotation, cellular component: mitotic actomyosin contractile ring; cytoplasm. Gene Ontology annotation, biological process: regulation of GTPase activity; regulation of actin cytoskeleton organization; mitotic actomyosin contractile ring assembly actin filament organization. The record is from RefSeq and is a predicted model, not a curated record. Lineage: Eukaryota; Fungi; Basidiomycota; Tremellomycetes; Tremellales; Tremellaceae. Bases 1 to 6057 code for a protein of 2018 amino acids. Gene Ontology annotation, molecular function: calmodulin binding; GTPase activator activity; actin filament binding.